This is a messenger RNA of Fonticula alba, 1898 nucleotides long. RefSeq lists its product as hypothetical. Gene Ontology annotation, molecular function: protein binding. NCBI's taxonomy places the organism in Eukaryota, Rotosphaerida, Fonticulaceae. Bases 52 to 1854 code for a protein of 600 amino acids. The record is from RefSeq and is a predicted model, not a curated record. Gene Ontology annotation, cellular component: nucleus. The transcript is spliced from 7 exons.
CCCCCUCUCCCGCCCUCCCCCUGCCCCCUUUCGCCCCCGCUCCGCGCAGCCAUGUCUCUUUCAAGCCCGGUGGUCCGCUCGGCGCCUGGCAGCUGCACCGACCAGUGCGAGUACCAGGGCGCCUGUCGUCCGGAUCUGGAUCUGCUGUCCUCCUCCUGUCUUGAGGCCCGCCUCAGUGCACUCAACAACCUGGACCUGUCGGACCGCACGGACUCCUCGAUGCCUCCGUGCGGCAGCGCCGACGAGGCCACCAUCCCGGCCGAGGUGCUGGCCGAGGUGGCCGCGCGGGCCCCGCACCCGCGGCACUCGCAGAAGCUGCACGCGGCCGACGAAUGCUGGGUCGACCCGCCGGUGCGGGUCAUCGACCACGGGGACAGCCGCGGCCGGGCGGUGGUCGCCACACGGGCCAUCCCCGCCGGGGCGGUGUUCUUCCGGUCGCGCGCCUACACGGUGACCGUGGCCCAAGAGUGGCUGCAAAAUGUCUGUGUCUACUGCCAGGCCUUCACCCCGACGGCGCGCAUGCCGGUCCGGUGCGAGCUCCCGCAGGAGGUCCUGCCGGAGUCGUCCUCCGGCAAGGGCCGGGCCCGGCGCCAGGGCCCCCUCAUCAUCGGCUGCCAGUGCACGUAUUACUGCUCGGCCCGCUGCCGGGAGAUGGAUCUCCCCCGGCACGCGCUCGAGUGCGGGGCCCUCGGCAUGGUCCAUCGCGAGUACAAGAACCUGCAGGCCGUGCGCCAGGGGCAUCUCAUGAAGACGCAGGCGCGCUUCCUGGCCAGCGUCUACUCGCGCAAGCGCUCCCUCAUCAUGGAGUACGGGGAUGCGGCGCGUGUCCCGGCCUCCGGGCCGGACCGUGGCAUUGUUCCCCUGGAGGAGAUCAACCAGCACCUCGCCGACAGCGCCACCGGUGCCAUGCCCACCAACAAGGACCUCUACUCGCUGACCACCAACCUGUCGGCCUACAAGAAUGACGAGGCCACCAUCUUCUUCUGGAAGACAAUCGUGGUCUUCCUGCGCAAGGUCCUGCCUGCUUCCUUCAUCGACGAUACGGACGACGAGGUGCUGGAGGUCCUCUGCCGGGCCGAGUGCAACUCCUUCGGCUUCUGGGACGAUGGCGAGGAGCUCUACUCGUAUGGCGUCUUCCCGGAUGCCUCCUACUUCAACCACAGCUGCGCGCCGAACGCCUACAAAUUCACUCGCGGCCGCGACGUCUUCUUCCGCGCGCUGCGCACCAUCGAGGAGGGCGAGGAGGUGAACAUCUCGUACAUCUUGAUCUCCGAUGCCUUCGAGAACCGGCAGAAGUACCUCUCCGAGUACUAUUGCUUCCAGUGCGGCUGCCCCCGGUGCAAGCUCGGUCCGCUGCCGAUUGAUCAGGACGAGUUCCGGCUGCGCUUCUGGCACGGCCUGUGCGAUGGGUUCCUCUUCCGCUGCGAGGCGUCCCCCACCAACCCGCGAGCCAUCUACUGCUCCAAGUGCGGCAUGGUAUCCGAAUCCGGGGAUCUGACCCUGCCGGCCCUCCCGUGCACCGGGCUGAUGAAGCCCCGGUCGGCCGGCCUGGCCGAGAAGUAUGACUGCCCGACGGAUGCCUGCCCGCCGGUGUGCCUGCAGGCCGGGCAGGAGGCCGCCGGCGCCACCGCCGCCGGGGGGCAAGUGGCCACCCCGGACCCGGAGGGCCGGCCUUCGGUGUACGACACCCGCGGGCUGGCGCCGCCCGAGCGCCACGUCGCCACCAGCCUCGUGAUUCCGGUGCAGCCGGACGGCGCCCGGCCGCCGAGCCCGGACAAUUCCUCCCUCCGGGACCUGAAGAUGGACUCCUGGCUCGGGACCCUGGAGGAGUGCCUGGCGCCGGAGCGCGAAUGAGCGGGGCCCGCCCGAGAGGCGCCGGUGUGUGUGUGUGUGUGUGU